This is a messenger RNA of Naegleria gruberi, 660 nucleotides long. RefSeq lists its product as uncharacterized. The coding region runs from base 1 to 660 and encodes 219 amino acids. The record is from RefSeq and is a predicted model, not a curated record. The transcript has 2 exons. Lineage: Eukaryota; Heterolobosea; Eutetramitea; Acrasida; Naegleriidae.
AUGAAUGAAGACAAUCAAGAAGUAGUGAGUGAAGACAGUCAAGAAGUUAUGUCUGAAGAAGAACAAUCAAUCCAGCCAAAUCCACCAUCCAAUAACAAAAAUUCGGAUGAGAAAAUCGGAUCAUCUGUGUUUGUAGUAGGAGUUUCUUCUGAUGAUAUAGAUAAUUUACUAGAAAUUCCUUUUGAAAAGUUGAUAGAAGUUGAUCAAACAACUGAUAAAGCAAAGGACUUCAAGAUGAAAAUAGAUAAUUUGAACAAAAUAACAACUCCAGAGAAAGAAACGCAAGAUGAAGAGCAAUCAUCAACUUCCAUAUUACCAACAGAAGAACAAUUAACCGAUGAAGAAACAGCAAGCAACUCAAUUACAACAAAACAGGCAACAAAAAAACAAGCUAACAAAAGAGGAAGAAAGAAGAAAGAAGAGAAACCAGCAACAGAACUAAGAAGAUCACACAGGUUACAAAAAAAACAAGUAAAUUACGAAGAGGAUGAGGAUGAUGAUGAUGUUGAAGAAGAACCAGAACCCCAAACAAAGAAAACAAAACCAAAUACUGAAGAAAAGAAAAAUUUAAAUUCUAAAAUUAAUGAUUACAUUGAACCUGUUCAGAAAUCAACAUUUGCAAGUGCAAGUGGUAGUAAUAAUUCUAAUAAAAUUCUAUAA